CAAGUCACCAACCACAACUGGAUAAUUACAGGUUUCGUCCACAGCCAGACGAAGAACCGCAUGUGGCGCAAGAACCGACAGCGACAGCGUGGUACGACCUGCGUCGGCCGCGAUCUCAACCGCAACUGGGACGUCCACUGGGACAGGAAGGGGGGCGCUGCGACCGGACCGUGCCGGAGCACGUACCGAGGGUCGAAACCGCUCGAUGCGCCCGAGACGCGCGCCCUCGCGGUAGAGCUGCAGGCGAUCAAGGAGAGCCAGGGCGUGCGUCUCUUCAUCGACUGGCACGCGUUCGGGCAGCUGGUCAUGUACCGUAGGUCGCAACGACCUCCCCCUUCGUCCUAACGCCGCACCCUCCUGUCUUGUUCCCUGCCUGAGCCAUCUUUUC
This is a messenger RNA of Thermothelomyces thermophilus ATCC 42464, 388 nucleotides long. RefSeq lists its product as uncharacterized. The record is from RefSeq and is a predicted model, not a curated record. Gene Ontology annotation, molecular function: metallocarboxypeptidase activity; zinc ion binding. Gene Ontology annotation, biological process: proteolysis. The transcript has a single exon. NCBI's taxonomy places the organism in Eukaryota, Fungi, Ascomycota, Sordariomycetes, Sordariales, Chaetomiaceae. The coding region runs from base 61 to 345 and encodes 94 amino acids.